Molecule: messenger RNA, 4447 nt
Organism: Dreissena polymorpha
Lineage: Eukaryota; Metazoa; Mollusca; Bivalvia; Myida; Dreissenidae
Product: vacuolar protein sorting-associated protein 41 homolog
Exons: 33
Coding region: 57-2669 (870 amino acids)
Biological process (GO): endosomal vesicle fusion; macroautophagy; vesicle-mediated transport
Cellular component (GO): HOPS complex; late endosome
Molecular function (GO): protein binding
Source: RefSeq, a predicted model, not a curated record
UGAUCUUUUUUUAACAAACCAAAAUACUUGGUCAUGUGACUUGUAGCUUAAACAAAAUGGCGACAGCUUCUCAUGGGGAAGUGCAAGACGAAAUAAAACCAGUCGCAGAAUCCAGUGACUCAGAAGAAGGGUCUGAGGAAGGAUCUGAUGAUUCUGAUGAAUAUGAUAUUGAACCACAACUCAGAUAUGACAGAAUAUCCAACGAUCUUCAGAGCAUCCUCUCCAAGGACUGUGCCAGCUGUCUUGCUGUUGAUUCAAAGUUUCUUGCCCUGGGGACACACUGGGGUUCAAUAUACAUCCUGGAUUUCCUGGGAAACAAGAUACCUGGGAAAACAUAUCAAACACACACCUGUACAGUGAACCAGAUAAGCCUUGACAAGAAUGGUGACUUUGUUGCUAGCUGCUCGGAUGAUGGCAAGGUUAAGAUUCAAGGUCUUUACUCCGAUGUGGACGACCAGUCCGUGACCUUUGACCGCCCAGUCAAGUCAGUUGCACUAGACCCGGAAUACUACAAGGCGUCCAAUCGAAAGUUUGUUACCGGUGACGACCGCCUGAUUCUUAAUGAGCGCAGCCUAUUUAGUCGUCACAAGAUGACCGUGUUACACCAGGGGGAGGGAACUGUGAGGACCAUUAAGUGGCAUGGAGACUUCAUUGCAUGGUCCAACAACGUGGCAGUGCAAAUGUACGACAUGUCCACCCGAUGCAGAAUCACCUCUAUCUCCAAGGACCAUAACUUCCGCCCUGAUCUUCACCCAUGUAACCUCCAUUGGAAGGAUGAUCGCACCCUGCUGGUUGGAUGGGCCAAUGCUGUCAAGGAGUGCACAGUGAAGGACAGAAAGGAACAAGACGUCAGAGACCUUCCACGCAGAUAUGCAGAGAUAGUAACCAUGUUCAGCACCACGGACAGCAUGGUGUGCGGGAUAGCCUCCAUGGAUGACAAAAUGGUGCUACUCACAUACGUCAAGCCAGAAAUCCAACCGGGUCAAGAUGAAAGCAAAGUACCUGCUAAUCGACCAAAUCUGCGUGUAGUGAAACCCUUCAUGAACUACUUUGAAGACAUCUCCAACGAUGCACUGUCCAUCCGAAACUAUACAACCUACAGAUGCAAUGAUUACCACCUUGGUUACAAAUGUUCUGUUGAGCGGGAGGAUAAUCAGCUGUAUAUAGUCAGCCCCAGGGACAUUGUGGUGGCGAGACCCCGUGACAUGGACGACCAUGUGGCAUGGCUUAUAGAACACGAGGAGUUUGAGGAAGCCUUGAAGGAGACUGUUGACCAUGAAAAGGAGCUGAAGAAACAUACAUUCCAGGAGGUGGGGUUAAAGUUCAUAGAGUAUCUAUUGGAGUGUAAGCGAUACGAGGACGCUGCCAAACUGUGUGUGAAGGUCUGUAAGAAGAACAAGGCAUUGUGGGAGGCCCAGGCAUAUGAGUUCAUGAAGAAGGGCGAAUUAAAGCCCCUGGCCCCCUUCAUCCCUCGUGAGGAUCCUAUUCUGACCCCAGCUAUCUACGAGAUGAUCCUCAAUCAGUUCCUUCAGACAGACCAGUUGACAUUCCUGCAGCUGGUCAAGGAGUGGCCCCAUGCAAUCUACAACGUGCAGACCAUCAUCAAGGCCGUGUUGGACAAGAUGGACAAUGAUCGCAGCAACAAGCCUCUCCUCCAGGCGUUGGCUGAACUGCACAGUUACAAAAAAGAAUUUGACAAGGCUCUUGCAAUAUAUGUGAGGUUGAAGCACAAGGACGUGUUCCUGCUGAUAAACAAGUACAGCCUGUUUGAGAACGUCAGUGACAAGAUUGUGCAGCUCAUGGAGUUUGACGAGGAGAACGCUGUCAAGAUGCUUAUGGACAACAUAGACAAAAUACCUAUUGACAAGGUAGUGCGACAGUUAGAGAAGAGCCCAAAAUACUUGUAUGUGUACCUGCACAAGUUGUCGCUGGUAGACAAUCAGUACAUCCUCCCGUAUGCUGGAAACAUGGUGAAACUGUACGCAGAGUUUGACCCCCCAAAGUUACUUCCCUUUCUGAAGAGUAGUGUCCCUUACCCCCUGGAUAUGGCUCUAGAGGAAGUGGGAACCAGGCAGUUCAGACGGGAGCAGGUCUUUUUACUGGGCCGGAUGGGUAAUGUGAAGCAAGCCUUACAGCUGAUCACAGACGAGUUAGGAGAUGUGGACCAUGCCAUAGAAUUCUGCAAGGAAAACAACGACCAGGAGCUGUGGGACGACCUCAUUCAACACUCUCUGGACAAACCAAACUUCAUUCGUGGUCUUUUGAACAACAUUGGUACACAUGUGGACCCCACUCAACUGAUCGACAAAAUCCGGACAGGAAUGGAGAUACCAGGCCUUAGAGAUUCCCUCGUUAAAAUCCUACAAGACUACAACCUCCAGAUUUCUCUUCGUGAAGGCUGCAAGAAAAUUCUAGUGGCCGACAGUUUUGGUCUCAUGGGUCGACUCAUUAAAACACAGAAGAAAGCUAUUUCAUUGGAAACUAGUCAUGUCUGCCAGAUGUGCCAAGAAAGGAUAUUAGUCACAGAGAUACGUCAUGCCAGUGAUAUCGUGGUGUUCUUCUGCAGUCAUGCAGUACAUGAGAUGUGUCUACCAAACGGCAUGGAGACCUGCCCUAUAUGCACCACUCAGAGACGGGGCCCUGGCAGUGGAGCCAUGUUUGGGAAAUAAUCAGUGACUAACAUGCCAAAUACUGAUAUGAGCCGCGUUCUGGGAAAUCUGGGCUUAAUGCAUGUGCAUAAAGUGUCAUCCCAGAUUAGUCUGUGCAGUCCACACAGGCUUAUCAGGAACAACAUUUUCCGCCUUCAAUUGAUUUUCGUUCGGAAGAAACCUCCUUUAAAGGAAAAAUUUCGUAAAAGCCUAAAGUGUCGUCUCUGAUUAGCACAUAUCAGGUCUACAUUUUGUAAAGACAACAUCUGCAAUAUGGUGAAAGUUAAGAAUAUUGCCUAAAUAACGGAAUAACUAGCAAUUUAUAGUACCUGUUUGUUUACUUUGGUAAAACUAUUAGUGUUUUUCUAUAAUGUGAAUUGUGAAAUAUUUCAUUUAAAAAUUGAAAACAUUUUGGGGAAAAGUUGCAAGUGUUUGACUUUGGAGACAACAAAUUAAAACUUUACUUUUGGUGAUGAAGGAGCAGACAACUGUGAAUGCAUUGUCUUUAUGUGGACAAGACUUAAUUAAAAAUAAGUCAACCUUUCAAUUUAUAGACUUAAUUUAAAAAAAGAAUUGUGCAUGUCUUUUGUUUGUUUGUUUGUACAUGUAUUAAUAAGUAUUGUAUAUGUAUUUAUAUGAUGUAAUUAAUAGCCUUGCACUAGCUUAAUUUAUUCCUUUUUAUCAAUCUCAACUGUUUGUUAAUAUUGUUGAAUGCAUUAUGUUUAUUCAAUACUAUAAAUAAAAAAAGUAAAAAAAUAUACUAAUACUUAUUGUUUACAUGUAUAAGUGACAAUAUCAUGCUAAUUUGUUUAGAUUUGUUGUAUAAUUGGUGCAGUUUUAGCAAAUGUUGUGGCAUAUUUAUAGACACAAUAACGUGGUAGUCAGAGCUUACUGAAAAUAAAAGACCCUAGUGAAACUUUGGUAAUACAAUUAUUGAUGACAAGGUCAUAGUGACAUUAAUCGCUUGGUCAUUGUCACAUUGAUGACAAGGUCAUAGUGUCAUUAAUUGCUUGGUCAUUGUCACAUUGAUGACAAGGUCAUAGUGUCAUUAAUCGCUUGGUCAUAGUCACUUUGAUGACAAGGUCAUAGUGUCAUUGAUCGCUUGGUCAUUGUCACAUUGAUGACAAGGUCAUAGUGUCAUUAAUCGCUUGGUCAUUGUCACAUUGAUGACAAGGUCAUAGUGUCAUUAAUCGCUUGGUCAUUGUCACAUUGAUGACAAGGUCAUAGUGUCAUUAAUCGCUUGGUCAUAGUCACUUUGAUGACAAGGUCAUAGUGUCAUUAAUUGCUUGGUCAUUGUCACUUUGAUGACAAGGUCAUAGUGUCAUUAAUCGCUUGGUCAUAGUCACAUUGAUGACAAGGUCAUAGUGUCAUUAAUCGCUUGGUCAUUGUCACAUUGAUGACAAGGUCAUAGUGUCAUUAAUCGCUUGGUCAUUGUCACAUUGAUGACAAGGUCAUAGUGUCAUUAAUCGCUUGGUCAUUGUCACAUUGAUGACAAGGUCAUAGUGUCAUUAAUCGCUUGGUCAUUGUCACAUUGAUGACAAGGUCAUAGUGUCAUUAAUCGCUUGGUCAUUGUCACAUUGAUGACAAGGUCAUAGUGACAUUAAUGACAUGGUCUUAGUCAACGUAAAGGACAUGGUCAUUAUGACGUUGAUAAAAUGCUCAUAGUGACCAUAAGUACAUGAUUGAUUGUAUUGAUGUAUAAAACGAUUAUAACUAUUCAGGAAAUUCAUAUUUGUAAACUUUGAUAAAGCCCAUUUGGGCGAAAUAUUAGAAUAAAAGAGUGUUUUUUGCUAUGGAAA